AUGAUUCAGGUGGAGUCCGUGGAGGAGAUCUACGCGACCUUCUUGAAGACCUCGAAAGUCGACAGUAAAAAUCUUUCGUGGUUCGUUAAGUACCUAAAAACGUAUAAGUUCAUCUAUCGCAGAUAUGUCAAGAGCCUUCGAAGCCUCAUGCUGAAGAUGCAUCGAGCCCCGAUGCUCACGGAGACAACAGCGGCAUCGGAAAACAACAUCUACAAGUCCAUCCUCGGCACUGUGAACGCUGCCGAAGAGCACACAAGAAUUGUUGAAACAGACUUUUCGCUAAUUCAGGAUGCGGUUGGAGCAUAUUUGAAGAGGCUCGCCCAGCUAAAGAAGACGUACAGAAUGAUACUGAGCCUUCAAAGGCAGAAGAAAAACGACAACAAUUCCGGGAAGAGGGCCCUUGAUCAGGAUGAAAUCGACAAGCAUAAGGACGCCUGGAAGCGCGACGUGUACGAGUCUUUCAAGGUCCGAACGAAGAUCUAUACGAAGAUCAAAACCAUAAAGCUGGACUUCGAUUUCAGCAAGGGUACCGCUCCAGAUUCUAAGGCGGAAAAACAACCACCUGAUCACUCUGUCGCUGAGGACCAAGCAAUCCCAGGUAAGGGUCCUAAUUGUGACAGCAGCUUGAUCUUUCCUGAGGCUGCUGCAGACCCGUCCGGCGCCCUACCCAGCUUCUGCACUGCGGCAUACUUUGAGCCGAGCUAUUCAAUGGCAACGAAGCGUUCGCCUUAG
Messenger RNA from Giardia duodenalis, 732 nucleotides. RefSeq lists its product as uncharacterized. The coding region runs from base 1 to 732 and encodes 243 amino acids. NCBI's taxonomy places the organism in Eukaryota, Fornicata, Diplomonadida, Hexamitidae. The record is from RefSeq and is a predicted model, not a curated record. The transcript has a single exon.